AAGAAGAUGAGUUUAGAUGUUUAGCGCAUCGUCUAUUGCAUGAGUUGCACUCGCUUGUCUCAGGCCUGAAUGUGCCAAGUGCAGAGGAGGAAUUAUUAGCGAGUAGUGCCUAGUGCACCACUGACACCCUGCUUAUUGCACUGAUCGGGGCAAAGCAUUGGAUCCCUCCGCGUACUGUGAGCCGCCGGUGUAUAACCCGGAGCUGUGCCCAAACAUGAUCGCGGCGCAGGCCAAGCUGGUGUAUCAGCUGAACAAAUACUACUCGGAGCGCUGCCAGGCCAGGAAGGGGGCCAUUGCCAAGACCAUCCGGGAGGUGUGUAAAGUGGUGUCCGAUGUGCUGAAGGAGGUGGAGGUGCAAGAGCCGCGCUUCAUCAGUUCCCUCACUGAGAUCGACGCCCGCUUCGAGGGACUGGAGGUGGUGGCUCCCACCGAGUUCGAGGUCGUCCUUUACCUCAACCAGAUGGGGGUCUUUAACUUCGUGGAUGACGGUUCCCUGCCGGGCUGCGCGGUGCUCAAACUGAGUGACGGCCGAAAGCGCAGCAUGUCCCUGUGGGUGGAGUUCAUCACCGCCUCCGGGUACCUCUCCGCCCGCAAGAUCCGCUCCCGCUUCCAGACUCUGGUGGCCCAGGCGGUGGACAAGUGCAGUUACCGGGACGUGGUGAAGAUGAUCGCGGACACGAGCGAGGUGAAGCUGCGCAUCAGGGAGCGCUACAUUGUGCAGAUCACCCCGGCCUUCAAGUGCACUGGAAUCUGGCCUCGCAGCGCGGCGCAGUGGCCUCUACCCCACAUCCCGUGGCCCGGGCCCAAUAGGGUGGCAGAAGUGAAGGCGGAGGGUUUCAAUCUCCUCUCCAAGGAGUGUUACUCGCUGACCGGCAAGCAGAGCUCCGCGGAGAGCGACGCGUGGGUUGUGCAUUUCGCGGAGGCGGAGAACCGCUUGUUGCUGGGGGGCUGCCGGGGCAAGUGCUUGUCUGUGCUCAAGACUCUGCGGGACCGACACCUGGAGCUGCCCGGCCAGCCGCUCAAUAACUAUCACAUGAAGACCCUGCUGCUGUACGAGUGCGAGAAGCACCCCCGGGAGACCGACUGGGACGAGGCUUGUCUGGGGGAUCGGCUCAACGGCAUCUUGUUACAGCUCAUCUCCUGCCUGCAGUGUCGCAGGUGCCCGCACUACUUCUUGCCCAACCUCGACCUCUUCCAGGGAAAGCCGCACUCGGCGCUGGAAAGCGCGGCCAAACAGACGUGGAGGCUGGCCAGAGAGAUCCUCACUAACCCCAAAAGCCUCGACAAGCUCUGAGAAGUGACAAGAGCCUGGGCUAAACGGCUGCUACCCAAGGACACAGGGACAUAGUGCACAGGGCGACUAAGUAGCCAAAUUACAUGUGGAUCAACCCAUCUUAGACCAAACCGUAUUACGUCUUGACUGCGGCCCUGCAGCUAUGGCUGAACUUCAGGGUCAUUACAGGUCCAGUCCACUAGAAGUGCAAACCCAAUUGCUGACUCCAGUUCAAGCGCAGGAUAUUCCCCCUCUCCACCUCUUUUAUCUGUAGUCACCAGGGCAGACAACACUAGAGCACAAAGGAAUCUCCCCUUUUCCAGAACGAACCCAAUCUAGAACACAAUCUAGAACCCAAUCUAGAACAUAUUAGUAACCCAAUAUACUAAAUUCAGACUCCCCUCCCCCACAUUACAAUGUAAGCGAAUCUGCUCGCGAAGUUUCUCGAUUUGGCUGCUGGAAAAAAUGUAGAUUUACCAGACUCCACUACAGCAAAUACAAUUUCGCUUUAAUUUAUAUUUAUUUAUGAUAACGGGUCUCCACCUCGGGGAUCCAGUCCUAGGAAUUUUUUUCAUAGGACUGAAAUACUGAAUUAUUGAUCACAAGUUUCCCCCCCUCCAGCUCCUUUGGGCAUUUGUCCUGACAGAUAAGAGGUUAAUAAAAGCACUACCCGAAUGCCUAGAACUUGAAAAUGAAAUCACCUUUCAACAGGGCCCUAUUAAAAUGACCCUGAGCAAUAGCUUGCCUGCUUUAUGUCUUUGGCAGAACUAUAAGCGUUGAUCAAGCCCCAAGCAAGCUUCCAAGGACACUUUUAUUUCCUAUAGAUUUGGGACAAAAAGAAACAUUUCCUUGCACAGAAGGAGAGGGAAUUUCUCCUUCGAAACAAUGUGAACCAAGUCACAAGAGAAGCAAUCGGACUUAAGAAAAUUCAAGGUACAUUUUCAUAUGAAAUGUAGUGAUUUUCUUCAUUUUUUUCUUACUUUUGCCUGAAUGUUUGUCACCAAGUGAACAAAAAAUUAUUUAACUAAAUGUAAAAACAAAACCUCUUUUAAAGUUUACCGAUGUUAAAUGUAUUAUAGUGCCAACGUCAGACUGCGAGCAGCGGCCGACUUCUUGAAAACGAAAAUAAAUGAUAAUAAAAAAUGAUUACUGUAA
Xenopus laevis (African clawed frog) is the source of this 2428-nucleotide messenger RNA. RefSeq names its product mab-21-like 2 S homeolog (gene mab21l2.S). The record is from RefSeq and is marked provisional. Gene Ontology annotation, cellular component: cytoplasm; nucleus. NCBI's taxonomy places the organism in Eukaryota, Metazoa, Chordata, Amphibia, Anura, Pipidae. Gene Ontology annotation, biological process: eye development.